UUCCUCUGCUCACCUCCUCAAACCACUCCACACUGGGACUUUACCUGCAGCAUUUUACCGUUUGGCUUCUCAUUUUCUGCAGAAAUGUUGGAAAAGACCUUUUUCCUGCUCUGGUUUUCAUCUGCUCUGGGUAAACAACUCUGUAUACCUGAUGCUUCAGACGGUUACAAAGUUCGACUCAGCAUCAACACUGCUCUGGGAGAGGAAGCUUAUCCCUGGACUCAAAGUGAGAUGUUCCUUUUUCGAGCCACUUUGGCCUUUGCCAUGAGGAAUCACAUCAGUGGACAGGAAUUCGAAGUGUCGAACAUUGUUGUGUGUGAUGAGACUCCCAGAGUGUCCUUCUGGUUUGUGGUUACCUCACCACUGAACACUUCGGAACUUGUUGAUAAAGAAAAUGUGGAGGCGGCCGUCAGACAGUCCAGGAAUCGGAUCAACAAUGCCUUCCUGCUAUCUGACAACACUCUGGAGUUUGUGGGCAUCACUCCCACCCUAGCAGCACCCGUCAACCCUGACACCCCCCCAUGGCUCAUUGUGUUUGGGGUGGUCAUGGGUGCCGUGGGUGCCGGCAUCAUCGUUGUGCUUGUGUCCUCUGUGGUCCAAAAGAAACGCAAAAAGAGCGGGAAGACAGAAGACGAGGACAUCGAAGAGGAGAUACAGGCAAAAACAAUGGAAAAUGGUGCUGCAAGGGAUGGUGUUUACAACUUGUCUUUCACAGAUGAUGAGCGAUUCACACAGAUGUAAAGUGCUUGGGUAUAGAAAGUCUUCCAUGUAAGCAAUAAGAGGGGAAAUGUUAUCAAGCUGCUUUAUGUGGAUUAUCAAUAGAUGCUUGCAGUUUGUGAUCAUAGUUAUUGAUAAGUUUCUAAUGCACAUGAUUCAUACUUUUUUAAAAUUUCCUUUUUAAGGGCUCUAUUGAUGGUUAUUUCUGCACUGUCAGAAAACAGAAACAUGCACUAUGCUUUCAUUUUCCAAAUGAAUGUGUAAAUGAUUGAUACAUGUAUUUUGUAAAUAUUUUGCAUUAGCCUAUGUCUGAGAACAUUCUACACAACUAAUCAUUUACUGAACUGGACAUUUAUUGAUUUGUUUAGCAAAUAACUUUUCAGACAAAAACUCCUUUAUAGCUCAACGGCCAAGCAAUUGUACGACUGAGAUGUAUGGCACAAACAAAAAUCUUGCCGUAUGCAAAAUUCCAGGGUUCAGAUAAACAUAUCUAAAUGUUUAUCUCCUUAAGUGGGAAGGCUGUUGACUAGUUCUGUACUAUAUCUAACUUGCAAAAUGUGACUGAAUCAAAUGACAGCCCAGAGGACAUGUCAGUAAAUCCUUCUGCUGUCUGUUUGUUUGCCAUCAGACUCUUUCUUUUCCCAGAUUACACAGUGACAGAGAAAAUCCCUAUAAACUCAGUGAUGGGCUUAGCUGCAGCAUUCGAGGCAGCGUUGGAGCUCUUUAUCGUGAUGGUUAGCAGAAGUGUUGCUCAACACAAUUUACAUAUGGUUGUGACAGAACAGGGCAGCAUCCUUUGAACGCACAGAUUUGUGUAAUCAAUGCAUAAUUCAAAAUAAAAGUCCUGCAUUGGGCCACUAUAUGUGACAACCUUUCUAGGUCUAACUAUGGAAUGAGAAAAAGUUCCUGGCACUCCCAAAAUAGUUAAAUAAAAUAAAAAUAAUUAGAGCACCCUCCCUUCAGCAAGUACAAAGAUAACCUUCCUGCUUUAUUGUCAUAGUGUCCCUUCACUUCUCCUCUAAAGAAAGACGUGUUCAUAAGUAUGAGCCAUAAACUCUUAGGGAAUCUCCUGUGGCAGCAACAAUCUUUACAAACAACUUGUUUUCAUGAUUUUAUAAUAGCUAUGGUCUUUUAUCGAAAACUGAAUUUCCAUUUCCUGUGUAAUUACAUAUAUUUUGAAAAUGUUCCAGCUGCUGUGCUGUGAUCAUUAAAAACCCUACACAGAUACAGUGCAUAUAUUGACCAUAAGGUGGCACUAUUGCACUGCCAACUUGCCUGAUCACACACUGUUGUCUCCCUAUCUCCCUGUCCUCUUGUUGGCACUAUGUUUUUGCGUGUGAACAUUUGAAUUUCAAACAUAUUGUAAUUCACUCUUAUUUUAUUUUUGUCGAACUCUCUGAAGUGAUAACAGUGUGUGAGUCCUUCACAUUCCACAGUCUAUAUUUAGGUCAUUGUUAAACAAUUGUCUGAUCCUGGUGUGUCUUCUCUAACAUUUUGUGCUUUGAUAUUUCUGCAGUAGUUUGUGUUACGCUGGAGGACAUCCACAAUAUCCUGACAAAUUGCAGCGCGGUCAGGAUUAGUUAUCAUUUGGCUCUUCAUGUAAUAUUCCACUCCUCUUUCCUCUGCAUUCUUUCUCUUGCCCGAGGAGUCCGGGCUUUUACAACUCAUCUUUCUUGUCACGGAGCCAAAGAUUUUCUGUCAAAUUUAGCUUGUAAGCAUUGCAAUCUUAAAAGGCAGCUGAUUAAGACCUAAAUUCCCGCUGUAGAGGAGAACAG
Paralichthys olivaceus (Japanese flounder) is the source of this 2492-nucleotide messenger RNA. It is a transcript of the gene cltrn, whose product is annotated as collectrin, amino acid transport regulator. Gene Ontology annotation, biological process: positive regulation of amino acid transport. Gene Ontology annotation, cellular component: extracellular exosome; plasma membrane. The record is from RefSeq and is a predicted model, not a curated record. Lineage: Eukaryota; Metazoa; Chordata; Actinopteri; Pleuronectiformes; Paralichthyidae.